Molecule: messenger RNA, 2755 nt
Organism: Nyctereutes procyonoides (raccoon dog)
Lineage: Eukaryota; Metazoa; Chordata; Mammalia; Carnivora; Canidae
Gene: LETMD1
Product: LETM1 domain containing 1
Exons: 9
Coding region: 208-1485 (425 amino acids)
Biological process (GO): intracellular monoatomic cation homeostasis
Cellular component (GO): mitochondrial inner membrane
Molecular function (GO): ribosome binding
Source: RefSeq, a predicted model, not a curated record
CUCGCGGUGAAGAUGGCGCUCUCCAGGGUGUGCUGGGCUCGGGCUGUCCUGUGGGGCUCGGCGGCCACCCCCGGGCCUCAUGUCCCUCGGAAGCUGCAACUUGUUCGCUGUGGCCUGGCCUGGGGGGCCCCUCGGUGAGGGACCUGGGACAAAGGAGAGCGUUUCCGACAUACAGGCCCUCCCUUCCAGUGUCUCAACCUUGUUUGCAUGCUGGUCUCUAGUUGUCAGCAUCCCACGCCCUGGCCCCGGGGGUUUUAUUCUUCGGCUUCCAGGCCCUCAGGGCUGUCAGUGGCCCGUGUCCGAAUUCCCCAGUGGCCUGGACUCCUCCUUCAGCCUCCCUUUUCCGGCUCAGGCUCCACGGCUACUCCUCCGGAUCCCAUCGCGGGCCUUAGCUUGCUGUUGAAACGGCCCCUGCAGCCUCAUCCCACGCCCGACGUCCCUUCCCGCCGGAUCUUUCAUCGGCCCGAUAUGUCUUCAAAGCUUCACCUUUCUCCAAAGGCAGACGUGAAGAGCUUGAUCUCUUACGUGGCGGCCAAGACCAAAGUGAUUAAUGGGAAAUAUCAUCGUUUCUUGGGUCGUCAUUUCCCCCGCUUCUAUGUCCUGUACACAAUCUUCAUGAAAGGAUUGCAGAUGUUUUGGGCUGAUGCCAAAAAGGCUAGAAGAAUAAAGACAAAUAUGUGGAAGCACAAUAUAAAGUUUCAUCAACUUCCAUACCGGGAGAUGGAGCAUUUGAGACAGUUCCGUCGAGACGUCACCAAGUGUCUUUUCCUAGGUAUUAUUUCCAUUCCACCCUUUGCCAACUACCUGGUCUUCUUGCUAAUGUACCUGUUUCCUAGGCAGCUACUGAUCCAACAUUUCUGGACCCCAAAGCAACAGAUUGAUUUCUUAGAUAUCUAUCAUGCUCUCCGGAAGCAGUCCCACCCAGAAAUCCUUUGUUAUUUAGAAAAGGUUAUCCCUCUCGUUUCCGAUGCAGGACUCCGAUGGCAUAUGACAGAGCUGUGCACCAAGAUACAGCAUGGUACCCACCCAACAGUACAUGAUAUCCUGGCUCUGAGACAGUGUUUCUCUAACCAUCCUCUGGGCAUGAACCAACUCCAUGCUUUGCAAAUGAAAGCCUUGAGUCGAGCCAUGCUCCUCACGCCUCAUCUGCCUCCUUUCUUGUUGAGACGCCGUUUAAACACUCAGAUGGCUGUAAUUCACCAGCUGGACAAAGCUUUGGCAAAGCUGGGGGUUGGCCAGCUGACUCUCCAGGAAGUGAAAUCGGCUUGUUAUCUUCGUGGUCUGAAUUCUACCCAUAUUGCUGAAGAGAAGUGUCGAACGUGGCUGGGAGAGUGGCUACAGAUUUCCUGCAGCCUGAAAGCCUGUGAAUACCAGGGCAGGCCCACUAAUCUCCUUGGAGUCCAGAAAUGUUUCCAGAGCACCCGCUCCUACCAGAAGAAUCCCAAGGGUGACUGUGGUGUUGUGUAUCAUCGUUACCAUCUCUGAAUUUUCUACUGCCACCACAUAAGAGUCAAGAAGUGAGGGUGAGUAGAAAGGAAUAUCUGGUGGAAGGAAAGGAAGGUGUACAUGCGGGGACUGGAGUGAAGCAGGGAGCAUUGAGAACAGUAGUCCCUGGUGUCCCACGUUUGCACUUGGCUUCCUGCCUCCAGUAUCAAGCCCCAAGGCAGUUAGAAAGCUGAGUGUUCCUGGCCAAACCAUUAACGCUGAUGGUGUUUACAGAAGCUGAGCUGUCCCUCUUGCUACACAACGUGGUCCUGCUUUCCGUCAACUACGUUGGGACAAGGCGCUGAGCGAACACGGAGUGGAUGGCAUUGUCCUGCAGCCACAUAGUCACAGCAGCGUGGUACCAAACAGCACUGGGCGGCAGAGUGUGUGUGCACUCUUAGGUGUGCGGGAGGCAGAGGAGCAGGUGCCACAGGCUUCGUAGCGUGGUACCCAUGUUGGAGCUGGAACUGAAACAAAUCCUCUCUCCAGAGGGGGCCCAUGUGAGGUCUCUUCCCAACUUCCUCAGAAUCAGCCUGAGCUGCCUCUGUACUGGGCUUUAAUUGUGAUGUUUGAAGUCCAGAUCCUAGAAGUGAGCUUUUGCCCCAGGUGGAAAUCCUCAUUUGGCCUAGGACUUACCCACGGACGGCCACACUCAUUACAGCUGUGUUUUUGGUAGUUUCUGGCUGGUGAGGGGAAUAGCACUGUUUGAAUUGGAGCAUUGACAUCUAUGGGUGUACCUCAGUGCUGCCCUCAAAACUUUUUGUUAUGACCAAAAAUUGGCUUUUUUUUGGUUCCUUCACUGGGUUAACCACUCCCUUUCCUUUCCAAAUCCUUGAACAUCUUUUUAUUUUUUUUUUAAGCAAAUAGUUAUUCAUGUACGGGAACAUUCUAGUGGAAAAGAUAGAAGGAAAUACAAGUGUUUCUUGACCCUUCCCUUAUUUAUAGCCUUCAUGCCCACCCCGCGCCCCCACCCCCUUGUCUUAAUUUCUGGGCUGUGCUGCCGCCCCUAAGGAUCUUGAACUCUGCUACCUCCACUGUGCUACAGCGGUCCAGCUGUGAUGGACAGUGGCCACCAUCUUUGGGCCAUGGAUUAAAUCUCUAAGGUAGUAGUGACUGCCCCGCGGGGGGACCAGGAGAGGCCUGCAUUGUGAGUAAGUUGGGUUUAGCUUUUGUCUGUGUACAUCAGUGGCUUGUAGUAACUUAUUGUAAAUGCAUGAAGCACUGUUUCAAAGCCAAAGUAAAGACUGCCUGAAACUGGUUGCUGAAAUGA